Molecule: messenger RNA, 277 nt
Organism: Saprolegnia parasitica CBS 223.65
Lineage: Eukaryota; Oomycota; Saprolegniomycetes; Saprolegniales; Saprolegniaceae
Exons: 1
Biological process (GO): cardiolipin biosynthetic process
Cellular component (GO): mitochondrion
Molecular function (GO): CDP-diacylglycerol-glycerol-3-phosphate 3-phosphatidyltransferase activity
Source: RefSeq, a predicted model, not a curated record
AUGCCGAGCCCGAAGGCGACCGUCGAAGCUGUCUUCGACGACCUCGCGCUCUCGAACCCGUCGUUCCCGCUCGAGUCGGACGCGGUCUCGGUGCUCACGUCGCCCGAUGCGUUCUACCAGCAGCUGCUCACCAACAUCCGCGCAGCGCGGCGCCGCAUCAGCCUCUCGUCGCUCUACAUUGGCACGGACGAGCUCAGCCGCGCGCUCGUCGCAACGCUGCAAGAAGCCGUGGCUGCCAACCCAAGCCUUGAAGUGUCCAUCGUGCUCGACUACUCGC